Pocillopora meandrina is the source of this 3205-nucleotide messenger RNA. NCBI's taxonomy places the organism in Eukaryota, Metazoa, Cnidaria, Anthozoa, Scleractinia, Pocilloporidae. The record is from the annotation of a GenBank genome assembly.
AUGAGCCUCUUGAAUACAACUUCAAUCAGACCCCGUGGAUCCGAACCCUUAAAACUUUAUGUGGUAUUCGGAUUCCUUGUUACUGUGUUCGCUUCUAAUUCCAAAGGUAAGUACGUUUACGAAUAUAUAAUCUUCAAAAAUUAAACAUCGAAAUUAACUAAUAAUUGGAUGGAUUUUUCUGAAGUGAAAACUCGUCACAUAAAGGUCAGGCAACAGUGAGUUAGCAUCAUUGGAUCCUCCAAGUCGUAAUAGAAAUAAUACUUUAUUCAUACCAAGCCUUUAAAGUUUUAAACUGAGCUGUUUUCUUAAACACGAUUUAAAUGGCUUUUCCUCCUAGAAGCUGUUAAACCAAUGCUGGUCGACUUCAAAUAUACAAGUUAGUGAAUAAUUGAAUCCGGCUGGGAAAAAUUUCAGUUUUCAGUUCUCCGUUUCUGAUUUACAUUCAGGUAAACCCGGUUGAACUAAAUACGCUUUGCCGCUAUGAAUGUAUUAGGUCACAGAAGUUCAAAGGUUACUCAUUUUGGCUGAGUAAGCUUACAUUCAUACUUGCUGUCACGUUAAACCAGUUUCAGAAACUGGAGACCAAUCAGUAUCGACACAGAGCAUUACAGAAUUUAAUGUUGGUACAUGUUGGUAAUCAAGUGAGACUAUCAAGGCCCACUCGCAAUCAAUUUUCUUUGCUUUUGAUGCGCAGGAGAAUGAAAUGAAGACCCCAAAAACUUAGUACUUGAUGUGUGGUUCUCCGCCGCAGUUACUCAUUUCUCUAAGGGUGAUAUGUAUGUCUGAUCUCCCGUUUUUCUGCCCGUUUGCUGGAUAGCGUAUUCAUAUUGCUGAUAGAGGUUCCAUAUUAAGCCCUAAUUAAAAGCAUGGUAUUCAAGAAAAGUUACCAAAAUAAUUCGUUAUUCUUGAUUACUUCUUGCUCACCUCAAAGACGACGAUGUCGACCCUCCGAUGUUGCCAUUCCCUCUUCCCAGACGUACACCAGGGUUCGUUUUCAAUGGUGGAAAAUCUAACGCGCAGGAGAAUGAAAUGAAGACCCCAAAAACUUAGUACUUGAUGUGUGGUUCUCCGCCGCAGUUACUCAUUUCUCUAAGGGUGAUAUGUAUGUCUGAUCUCCCGUUUUUCUGCCCGUUUGCUGGAUAGCGUAUUCAUAUUGCUGAUAGAGGUUCCAUAUUAAGCCCUAAUUAAAAGCAUGGUAUUCAAGAAAAGUUACCAAAAUAAUUCGUUAUUCUUGAUUACUUCUUGCUCACCUCAAAGACGACGAUGUCGACCCUCCGAUGUUGCCAUUCCCUCUUCCCAGACGUACACCAGGGUUCGUUUUCAAUGGUGGAAAAUCUAACGCUGCGAUUCACUUAUCAGCAUUUCUUGAUCUCACUUGUGCUGACUCGAAGCGAGUUUGGCCUAUGAUUAAGAAACUUGCCAACAAGUAUGGACCAACAAAGAUUCGUCUGACAGUUCAUUUCUUCGCCCUCGCGUACUUUGACAACGCCUUCAGGGCUUUAAAGGUAACAUUAGACAGCGUCGAGGUCUUCCAUAUUUUGCCUUUACGUCCAAAGGCUUCGGAAAUUUGUUUGCAAACGCCCUCUUCAAGGGUACGCUAUUUGAAAUUUCGAGAUGAUCACAUAGAAACCUCGCGACAGUCACUAGAUUUCUGAGCAGCGCUUCCACUUGGCUACAUAAACUUCAAUUUCACAAGUCAACUUCGUUGGCCUUUCAACCGUUACUAUAGCUUCCCCUACCCCUACCCCUUACCCUGUAUUAAGUAUUAGGGAUUCUUUGGCAUCUUUUUUCUUCCUUAUUCCCCUUUAGUACCGUGAUUCCUUUUAUAGAGCCUAAUAUUUGCAACCAUCAGUUUGUAUUAACUCCAAAGAGGCGUGGUCAUAAUGGGAAAGGGAGGGGCUGGAAGGAAUGAGAGAAAAAAUUGAACUUUUAAACGCGUCUUUAAAGUAAUUCCCGGUUUUACACAAGACAGUUCAUUGAGCAUAACACUGAGUGCUAUGUCGAAAUUUGUCGGUUAGGUCGCCAUUUUUCAAGCUUCAAGUCAAGUAGGUCUUGCUUCAACUUUGACAUGGCAUGCACCCUGUUUACACUUUAUUUCACAGAGUGUGUUCACAGUGGCAGCCUACAAUUCGUCUUUACUGUUCCCAUGGGUGGAUGAUGUUUUCAAAAACCAAGAUCAGCUCAAGAAUUCGGCGAGGACCUGGACAAUGAGCCCAGAGGAUAUUGUACAGUAAGAGAUCAGUCAAGCAAGUGUAUUUCCACGAGUUUGUUUUCGGCUUUUAAGAGCAUUCGGUGUCCAUUCCCCUUGGUAAAAACAAAAUGUCUCUUAGGAUGCAGGAGUGAAAGAAGAAGUCCACCGAUGAUGAUGUUGACUAGCGUCUUGCUAAAGAAUACAAGAGGGCCCUUCUCAUUGACAAAGAGAAAGUCGUCCGCACUUUAUGACCCCAACUCUCUUCCCCCCCCCCUUCCGCUCCUGUUGAAAUUGUAAUUGACUAAACGGUAUCAAUAACCGUCUCGUUUUGAUAACUCGAUUAUGUUUUGUGCCUCACAACAUAUAUGUUCAUUGUAUCCUUCUAUCAGUUUAAGAUGAAAACUUGUGUUAUUCAAAUUGCUAGAGUUAUCACGCAGAUGGCAAAAAGAACUGGCAUUCUCUCAAGGGUGAUGAGUGACGGACUAAGAAGUCAUGACAUCGAGUCCGAGGCACGCAUGGCUUGGAAAUUCGCUUGUUCUAGUAAGCUAAUUAGGUGAAGAGCCCCCUUAAGGGGUAGUAAAACAUCAGGUGCGGUUACAAGAAAAACUUUACCUGUGGUAGAUGACCCUUUUAACAUACGAAACUGCAUUAACUGAGCAUGACGAACAUUUCCCGAGAUAACUUUGCUGCUAUUAAUAUAUAUACACAUCUGCAGCCGGGUUUGAGACUCUUUACCCUUCGGCGCGCGAUUUCGUUGUCGAUUUUAUUGUGUACGGUCGCAAGCAAAUACAGCAGGGGGAAAAAACAAAGAGCAAUAGUGCUCAGCUAUCUAUUGCUGGGAAUUUACAGUUCACAAGAUCAGGCAUCAUGGGUAAGUUUCUACGUGUAUUUUCCAGAGAGGCAGUGAUGGGAACACCUACGUUCUUUUUAAAUGACGUAUUUAUUGGAGUUGAUGCCUCAUCAAACUGGGGUGAAAAACAAUGGAAUGGGAUGAUUGACAAAAUUUUGACGUAA